UGUCACAAUGGUUAAAUAUGCGGUUAACCUCAGUGACGUCGCAUCAAGACUAGAAGGACUGUAAUUCAAAUUUUCGACGAUGACUGAACAAUAAGAAAAAAAAGAAAUCAAAAUAGGUCCUGGGGGUACUCAUUAAUUGUGGAUAUGCAACCAUUCGUGUCGUGAAUUCAUGACGUGUUUUUUUCCGUGGGAUAGGGGUCUAUAGGCGAUAUGUGGUCAUAAACCAGUAUUGUAGGUUUUUAGAUGUGUUUUUUUUUUUUACAUGGAAGCAAAAAAUGAAAGACCCCUAUGUGCAAUCCUCUAGCUUAAUGCAUAUUGCAAUAAUUAUAGGCUACUGCAACGAGAGAGAGAAACAGUGGAGUUCUUAUUCAUGACGUAUAUAAAGAAUACUUUAAAUCAUCGCAUUUGAGGACAGUGAAAUUAAUCAACUCAGUGUAUUGGCUUGCAUCGCUCCUGGACCCGCCUACCGGACGUGUUUUGAGACCAGAACGUCCACUUCAUUUGCUGGACAAGACAGAAGGCGCCCUUUAUGUGCUACAUUACCUCAUUUAAAAAAAUCACCACCUCGCUGCCCUGACCUCAGAGUCUAUCUAUAAAUGCCUAUUCGAGCUUUCGCCAGCCGGGUAAACAAUUGCGGUGAGUGUAUCUGAAAGCCCGUGGACCACGGAGACUGUAGCGCACCAUCUCAUUAUCUUCCUCGUAAAUGCCUCAUAAAUACCAGAAUGAUGCAAUUGUUUUACGCGAUAAGCCCGUGUUCGAGCCAAGAUGAGCUUGAGAGAAAUCUGCUCCGUCAGUGAAGGACACGUUGUGUGUGUUAAGCAUCCUACAGGCUAAGCGUUUUCUAGUGCGCGGUGUAUAGCAUCUAAUCAUUCAAGACGGACGGCGUGGCGGAGCACAGAGGGAAGGAGCACAGCGUGGCGGAGCAAAUAUGAGGGACAGGGACUUCAUGCCCAACGUGGAACGGGGGAAACCCGCCACAUACACUGGGGACAAGAAGGCUAAAAUGGCUGCGAAGACCAACAAAAAGUGGGUGAGACUGGCCACUGUUUUCGCAUACGUGUUGUCCGUGUCUCUGGCGGCUAUCAUAUUGGCCAUAUAUUACAGCCUAAUAUGGAAACCAACGUCUGCCUCCUCCUCAUCAUCAUCAUUUUCGAGACCCAAUGCUGUGACCCCCGUCACGGCAAAUACUACGAACAAUACCACCAGUGUACCAAAUGAUACCAUACACACAGGUACGCAGAAGACGGACACUUUUACACGCGAUGAGUUGAGGUCCAUGGCAUCACGUGUUACAAUAAAAACAGAUACCGCCGGGACCAAUGCAUUUCAGUCGUUGGAUAGUAGCAGUAAAAGUCCCACGGUCCCCUCAGGCGACAAUACGCCCACAACAGCGGUUGAAGGACCAACAAUAGUACACUUGGUCACCGCACAAAGCUACGCAGCCACACAGAACGAAAUGGCCACGCCGGCAGAAGUCAGAGACGCGUCUCCAAGUGUCACUCGAGAGGAUCCAGCGAACUUGCCGACGCACACAAACAGGAACCAAGAAGAGACGUGGUGGACGUUUGGAGUACAACAGGAAUCGCAGGAAGGAUAUGGGCUGGAUUCUAUCCGAGCGAGUCAACCGAUGGAUUCUUCUUGAACAAGAGUGAAGCUCGCGGAAGCCUCGGCGGCUCCAAACGCAGACCAACAGGCUUUGCGCACGGACUCUACCUCUGACCAGGCCCGGGGUACGCGGGGACUCGUUACCUUUACUGAUGCACAACUUGAUUCUGAUUUAAUAACGGAAGGGUCCUCUUACUUCCUGGAGGAGCUGGUUACCGUGGACAACGGGGAUGCCUCAGUCAAAACUACACAUGUCCUGAGCGCCCGUGAUUUUUUAGACACCAUACAAAGUGUGGUGUAGCGCCUAUUAUUCUUAUAAUGCAUUAACGCUUUGGGGAAAUUAUACAUCAAAUAUUCCAAAUGAUACCUUAAUUUGGCACCGUUAUUUGGAUUGUUGGCAUCACAACAUUUCUAUGGGUUAUAUCUUCAGUUCAAAUGUGACCCCAUAGUCUACUGCUGAGGAAAUUAACUAAAUACUUGGACUAGUCUGGAUUGGGCUAUAGGCAUGUAUGUGUUGUUUACAUUGGGCCUUAUUAUCAAGGAUGACGGACUAAUACACAAAUACUAAGCUAUUUAACGAAAAUACGCUCGACAAAUGCUGGCUAUUUUUAGGCCUUUAGGUUAUGUCCCAAUGUAAGAUGAUGUCAUAAAUGGAUUGGCAGAGGAAAAACAUGUAGUCCCUCUCAGGUAUGUCCAUAUAAACUUGAUUCAAAGCGAGAUUCACUGUGUUAUGAUCUUUUGAGUAGGAGUAGAAUUGUGCACACCGGCCUAUGUUGAUGUUUUAGCCAAAUGUAGCCUCCUUUUUACAAUUCCCAUGUGCAAUACGUAGCCUGUAUCAAGAGACAAAUAAAAACCUUUUGA
Molecule: messenger RNA, 2466 nt
Organism: Salvelinus fontinalis (brook trout)
Lineage: Eukaryota; Metazoa; Chordata; Actinopteri; Salmoniformes; Salmonidae
Exons: 1
Coding region: 929-1642 (237 amino acids)
Source: RefSeq, a predicted model, not a curated record